Molecule: messenger RNA, 2574 nt
Organism: Penicillium salamii
Lineage: Eukaryota; Fungi; Ascomycota; Eurotiomycetes; Eurotiales; Aspergillaceae
Source: the annotation of a GenBank genome assembly
AUGAUGCCAAUCAGUGGUCAGGCCUCGGGCAGUGAGGACUGGUCGUCAAGAGAUCAGGAUGAACCUCAACUGAAUCGGGAAGCCGAACGGCUACAUGAACCAAUAUCCUUUAAACGGAAAACAAAACAGCGAUCGCGAUUCAGUCUAUCUAGUCUUCUCUCCCCCACCGCUGGCGGUUCGGACACUGGAUUCAGCUCUCCCGCGCCGCAAGGUGGUCAGAACGGAGACGCAUCACCCCUCGACCCUUAUGCGCCGAUAGGGUUCGGUAAUGGGGCUGAGAGAUCAAAAGACGGCGGUCCUUUAGAUUGGUAUGUUGAAGGACCGGGCAGACGUGUGGGCUACGACGACUUUACCGCUAUCGAUUGGAUCUACGAAUACACGAAAGAACGGCAAAGGAAACGACUUCUUUACUCAAGUGGGCAAGGUUUAUUGGGCCAUGCGCGUCGGCUUCUUGAUGCAAGCAAUGUUUGGCUGGUGUUGAUUGCGACCGGUAUCGCUGUAGGCGUCAUCGCUGCCUCGAUCGAUAUUGCUACAGAUUGGUUAGGUGAUUUGAAGGCUGGAUAUUGCAAAAGCGGCAGUGGAGGCGGAAAGUUCUAUCUGAAUAAGAGCUUUUGUUGCUGGGGUCUGGAUGAUUACUCGAAGUGCCUAGAUUGGACACCGUGGGGCAAUGCACUAAACGCAAGCUCCAAGGGAGGAGUGUACACAGUCGGAUAUAUCUUCUACGUUGUGUUUUCGGUCUUCUUUGCGGCAUGUGCUUGCUUUUUGGUCAGAAACUAUGCCAUUUAUGCUCGACACAGUGGAAUCCCUGAAAUCAAAACCGUUCUUGGUGGAACUGUCAUUCGUCAUUUCAUGGGGCCGUGGACCCUGGCUAUCAAAUCCCUAGGCCUGUGUCUUUCUGUCGCAUCGGGACUAUGGCUUGGUAAAGAAGGUCCACUCGUACAUGUUGCAUGCUGCUGCGCCAACAUUCUGAUGAAACCAUUUGACAGCCUAAAUGGUAACGAAGCACGCAAACGAGAGGUUCUCUCGGCAGCUGCAGCUGCGGGUAUUUCAGUCGCUUUCGGGGCACCAAUCGGAGGAGUGCUUUUCAGUUUGGAGCAAUUGUCGUAUUAUUUCCCGGACAAGACAAUGUGGCAAAGCUUCGUCUGCGCCAUGAUUGCAGCUGUAACUCUGCAAGCCUUGAACCCGUUCCGGACAGGAAAUAUUGUGCUAUAUCAAGUCACAUACACUCGAGGCUGGCAUCGCUUCGAAAUCAUCCCAUUCAUCAUACUUGGUAUUACAGGUGGCCUGUAUGGUGCAUUCCUCAUACGGCUCAAUACGAGAAUUGCCAAGUGGAGGCGAGCUCGAACCUCUUCCCGGCCAAUCAUUGAAGUGGUGGUCGUGGCCCUGAUCACGGCGUUGGUCAACUAUCCCAAUCAUUUCAUGCGAGCUCAGAACUCAGAGCUUGUCCAGUCGCUAUUUGCGGAGUGUAACAGUGCCACGACUGACCGAUUCGGGCUUUGUGCCACAGGCUCUGCCUCCAUCGGUGUGGCAAUCUAUCUCGUUGUGGCUGCCCUGCUUGCAUUCUUCUUGGCUUCAUUGACCUUUGGGCUUGAAAUUCCUGCCGGUAUCAUUCUUCCUUCAGUUGCUAUUGGUGCUCUUUAUGGGCGAGCAUUGGGCAUCAUGGUUCGCAUGUGGCAAGAAGCUUAUCCGAAAGCUUUCCUAUUCGCAAAAUGCGAACCAGAUAUUCCAUGUGUCACGCCUGGACUGUACGCCAUCAUUGGGGCUGCUGCUGCCCUUGGAGGGGCUACCCGAAUGACUUUGUCUAUUGUUGUGAUCAUGUUCGAGCUGACUGGUGCAUUGACAUAUGUUAUUCCGAUCAUGAUCGCUGUUAUGCUGUCCAAGUGGUGCGGUGACAUCUUUGGAAAGCGUGGUAUCUACGAGUCAUGGAUUCGAUUGAACGAGUAUCCGUUCCUUGAUCAUCGCGAUGAUACUACGCCACCAGACGUAUCUGCCCAUCGAGUUAUGACGACGGUGGAUGAUAUCAGCAUCAUCACUGCGACUGGCCACACAAUAUCUUCCAUCCGCACCCUGCUCGCGAACACCACGUACCGUGGGUUCCCCGUUGUCUCUGAAACGUCGAGUCCUAUCCUACUAGGGUAUAUCACUCGCAAUGAGCUUUCUUUUGCGUUGAAGUACUCUACUUCACCAUCCACUCGUAAUCUUUCUGAGGAGACACAGGUCUUCUUUUCCCACCAGCCAUUUGCGGAUCCUGUUGAUACACUUGACUUGCGACCUUGGAUGGAUCAAACGCCCAUCACGCUGAACAGUAACAUCACCUUUUUGAUCGUGCUCCGAAUGUUCCAACGUCUGGGCCUACGUUAUGUUCUCUUUGCCAACAAGGGCAUUCUACAAGGAUUAUUGACCAAGAAAGACGUUUGGUCAGUGCUUAACGGUGUCGAAUUUCGCCGAGAGGAAUCCCUUCGAGAUGAGGACUUCCGGGAUUCUGGGAAUCACCACGCGGCUGAAGAAGUUGGAUUGCUUGAUGGCAAUGAUAGGUCCAGCAUUGGCAGCUCCUUACGGCGGGACUCACUUUGA